AUGGAUUAGACUUAAUAUAAGAUGAAAAGAAGCAAGAUGCUGCAUAAUCUUACUUCUUCUCUUGCUAAAUUUGAGUAAUAGGUUUUAUUUGAUAAGUUUUAGCCUACCUUUAUAUUAUAAAUUUGUUUAUUAAAAGUCUAAUCAAUAUCUAAGAAGAUGUAUAUUUUUCGUUAUUGUUGUUGUUGUUGUUUUGGAGGCAGGCCAAACAAAAUUGACCCAGACAGGCCUCAGAAACCUAGCAAUUCAGAAAAAAUCAAUCCGAAGUAUUAUUAAGACGUCGAGAAUAAUAAUGGAGUGAAUGAUAAUCGAGCUCAUAUAAAAAAUAAUGAACACAAUUAAAAACCUCGGAAUUGUACAUACUAUUAAGAUUUCGAUAGAGUGGAGAUCGAAACUGAGAAAUACGAUAAACUAAUAAUCUUUACAAAUAUUUUGUUUUACUAUUGUGAAAAGAGUUCAACAGUUAAUUAGAGUAAACCUAACGAUCUCAAUUGUGAUGGUGAAUUAUAUAUGACGAAAUAUGACUAGGAUACAAAUCCUAAAUUUGAGUUUGCAUAAGGGAAAUUUUAAGUCGAUUUAGAAUAAAAGAAGUUCAACCUAAUACUUCCACCCAUUAAACAAUCACAUGGCAUAAUGAAAGAAUUUGAGGAAUAAUCAAAUAACUUGAUGAAUGAUUAAAAUAAUGGGUUUUAAGAAAAUAGAAAAAUGGAGAUUAAGAUUUUUGAUGCAAACACAAAUAAAUAACUAAAUAAACAUCAUUCAGGUAAUAACUAAUAUUUGAGGAAUUAAAAUUAAAAGUUACAAUAGUUCUGUAAGUUCAAUUAAAUUUUAACUACUGAUGAUGUGAAUAUACUGUCUGAAAAGAGAUGGAUGACAAGCAGUAUCAUUGAUAGUUAUGUACUUUAUCUAAACAAAUCUGGAGAAGAGCAUUAUUUCAAUUUAACGAUGGAUGAAAGAAGCUCCAUUAGAAGAAUUCUAUUUUUUCCUUCAAGUCUAACCACAAACUUUGGUACAGAGUUUAAUUUGUAAAAAGUAAGAGACUUAUUUGAAUAAGAAAAACCUUAAUUUAAAUAAAUAAAUUUUAAACUCUCAUUAUUGUAUCACUAUGUUGGAUUCCCAAUUAAUAACAACAAUACUCAUUGGUUAUUCCUAUUAUUUAACUUAAAUUCUGAAAAAGUUUUUGUUUUUGAUUCUAUGCCUAACAAAAAAUUAUCAUUUAAAGAAGAAAUAGGCUUAAUUGCCUAAAUUCUUAAUGUAGAACAUCCUGAACUUAUUGAACAUUAACAUUCUGGUCAAUAAAAAGAUAGUUAUUCAUGUGGGUAUCGUGUUUGCAGUCUUAUGGGAUUCUAUUAUGAUAAUUAAUUUAAAAAGGAAGACGCAGCAAAUUAUAAAUAUAACGAAUAGAAGAUAAUUGAUAAACUCAAAACCCUAAUAAAGGUUCCGUGA
Paramecium octaurelia is the source of this 1443-nucleotide messenger RNA. Lineage: Eukaryota; Ciliophora; Oligohymenophorea; Peniculida; Parameciidae. The record is from the annotation of a GenBank genome assembly.